Molecule: messenger RNA, 582 nt
Organism: Trypanosoma grayi
Lineage: Eukaryota; Euglenozoa; Kinetoplastea; Trypanosomatida; Trypanosomatidae
Exons: 1
Coding region: 1-582 (193 amino acids)
Source: RefSeq, a predicted model, not a curated record
AUGGGGCGUGCAUUGAUCCAGCCUGGCGUAACCUCCGACAAACUUGGCGUACGCCUUUUCAAGCAGCAGCGGGUACCACGAGCGAUGCGGCACCUGCGUAAACUUCGGCUCCAUGUUCGCGUCGCAAGGAACACGGUCAUCAAUGUCGACACGCACCGGGUUACUGUUGGGGUCGAAGAAAAUGAAAGAAUACGGCGCGUUCACGGGGUGCUUCUUGGUGUCGAUGAGUUGCUGCACCAGCGGAGGGAAGCGCCCCAGAGCGGCGAUGAAAGGUGCCAAGAAGCUGGCGUUGACAGGACCCGAUGCCACGUCGCCCAAGGAGAUCCUCUCCGGCUCCAGGGGCACAUAACGGCCUUCAGGAUACAGCUCGCAUAUGCGCGGCCACUCCUCGGCGACGUGCUUGUUGGCCUCGUGGAACUCAGGAUCCUGCCAGCCACGGUAUUCAAGUGCAAGGAGGUGCACACGCUCAUUGAGCUUCUGUUCCAGGGUCGCAAUUUUCUCAGCGUGCGCCUCCGGGUUACGCAGCAGUCGUCGCCGCUCCUGCUCCAGGCAUUGGAACACGCCGUCGGUUUCAAGCGGUAA